This is a messenger RNA of Coffea eugenioides, 1804 nucleotides long. Its product is annotated as pentatricopeptide repeat-containing protein At4g35850, mitochondrial. NCBI's taxonomy places the organism in Eukaryota, Viridiplantae, Streptophyta, Magnoliopsida, Gentianales, Rubiaceae. Gene Ontology annotation, cellular component: mitochondrion. Gene Ontology annotation, molecular function: protein binding. The coding region runs from base 60 to 1397 and encodes 445 amino acids. The transcript has 12 exons. The record is from RefSeq and is a predicted model, not a curated record.
UCGUCCCAAAAACCUUAAACCCUCGCUGGCUCUCUCUGCUCUUCCAGAACACCAGAAUCAUGAAGCUCCUCCAAUCCAUAGCCGGCCACAAUCGGUUUGUUCUUCGAGCAAUUGGGCGCAGAUACUUUGCAGGAUAUUCUGCAGAAGAAUACGCCAGGAAAAAUUACGCCAACAAUGAAUCCGAAUACAACACCGUUAUCAACUCUCUCACUGCUCAAAGAAGGCAUUAUCUACUGAGGGAUGUUUAUGAUGAUAUGAUGCUUGAUGGGGUGAAGCCAGAGAGGGAUACUUUCCAUUCACUUAUCAUUGGGACUAUGAAAGGGUCUCGUCUGCAAGAUGCAUUCUUUUUCAGAGAUGAGAUGAAAGCAAUGGGUGUAAUCCCUGAUGUUGCAUUGUACAACUUCUUAAUCUCAACUUGUGGGAAAUGCCAUAAUUCAGACCAGGCAAUUCUGCUUUUAGAAGAAAUGAAGAGAUAUGGAGUCAAACUCAACGGGGAGACCUAUGUUUGUCUACUAAAUGCAUGCGCAGCCUUGGGCAGAUUAGAUCGAGUGUUGCCAAUAGUCAAGGAGAUGACUGCAGGUGGUCUUGGUUUGAACAGAUUUUGCUAUGCAGGCCUAAUAACUGCACACAGAAAUAGGAUACCUCUUUCAGAUGAUGUAGCUUCCAAAAUCAUUGAGCUGGUUGAGCAGUCCAAGGGUUGGGCAUCCGUGGACCAAUCAAAAACCACAGCAGAAAAUGUCAUGAUGGGCAUCACUGAUGAAGAGCUGUACAAUAUGCCUACUGCUGAGUAUGUUCGUCGGCGUGGUGGUUUUGUGAAUCGGUUGCUUACUGUAUAUCAUGUUGCAUUUCAUGCAUUGGCUGAUCUUGCGAAUGUAGAGGCAAUGGAAGCUCUUUGGGAUAUGCUUAGAAAGGAUGGUCAACUUCCAGAUAUUUUCAUCCUGCUGCAAAUUAUGAGGUGCUAUCUAUAUUCUGGAGACAUAGACCGUGGGCAGCAGAUCUUUGAAGACUACAUGAGUUCAGGGAAAGCACCUGUUCCAGAGCUUUACGUUACUCUGACUGAAGGAGCAAUGCGCGGAUAUACUGCCAAGGGAAUGCAACUUGCACAAGAUACACUGGUAAAUAUGAAUUCCAGAAACUUUUUCCUUAGCCCAAAACAAGGAAAUGAUCUCCUCCUUGCAGCCUCAGGUGAAGAGACUGGUGGGUUUACAACUGCCAAUUUGAUAUGGGAUAUGAUGCAAACUCGCAAUUUCAUCCCAUCUCUUCCAGCUGUUGAAGCAUAUUACAACGGUUUAAAAAGACGGGAAAUUCCUGAAGAUGACGAACGGUUAACGCUAGUAUCACGCACUCUAGAAAAUCUACGUACAAGACGAUUUUCUGGACCAUUUCCUCAAUCCUAAUGGAAGAUAAGUGGUGUUCCAAUCGUCAUUCUUGCAGUCGAUUGUUGUAACCUAAAACUGCUGCCAUUACCACCCUGGCAUGUUUUUUUUUUGCCUCAAUGAGAUUAUUGCAUUGGGGUAAUCGCUUCAUUGCUUGUUAUCGGAGGAAUCUUCAAGAUCCCUAGGGGUGGUGUUAGAUGGAUUUUAAUCCCUUAUAAGGUAAACGAUUUACUCAGUUGCUAGAUAGCUGAUUAUUUUUUCUGUCAUUAAUUUACGAGGAUUGUGAAGUCAAGUGGAGUUCUGUAUAAGAGCAUCAGAUGCCAUGUUGCUCUUGUAAACAACAUUCCUCCAUUCACAAAAUGAAGGAAACCUGACAAUUUCAUUACUAGAAAGUUAAUGGAUGGUUCGAUGCUUCUGGUUCAUGAAAA